AUGGACGCCGCCGCAGCAAUCAAGCAGCUACGCCAGGGCCAAAAGCCACAGUGGCCAGCAAAUGCCGAAUCAUUAGAAUUCGCGCACUCUCUCGACCAAAGCGCAGAGAUCCCCAAAACAUUCCGACCAGAAUUUGUUGUUCCUAGCAAGGCGCAACUCAAGCGGAAAACCCUAAAAGAUGACGCACAAACCGCCAACCCAGCAUCAACACCCGAUGACGAGGCUAUCUACUUCUGCGGUAACUCAUUAGGCCUACAGCCAAAAGCCGUUGGCGAGCACCUGAACGCAUACCUGAAGACAUGGGGAUCCAUCGCCGUUGGUGGCCAUUUUACCGCCCUCGAGGACUCGCCACUUACCCCAUACCAAGACAUGGCUGCGGGAUGCUCAAAGAGAAUGGCUGACAUCGUCGGCGCAUCACCUUCAGAAAUCGUUGCCAUGAACACAUUGACUAUCAACUUGCAUCUGAUGAUGGCUGCAUUCUACAAGCCUACGGAGAAGAAGCACAAGAUUAUGUGCGAGUGGCGACCAUUUCCUAGCGACUGGUAUGCGAUCGAAUCGCAAAUAGAAUGGCAUGGUCUCGAUCCCAAAAAGUCGAUGCUGUUGGUUGAACCGGAUGACGGACACAUCAUGACCACAAAGAACAUCCUCAGACUUAUUGACGAGAACGUGGACGAGCUAGCGCUGAUCAUGCUACCUGGUAUCCAAUAUUACAGCGGCCAACUACUCGAUAUCCCGACCAUUACCGCACAUGCACGGAAGCACAACAUCACCAUCGGAUGGGAUCUAGCGCACGCUGCCGGCAACGCUGAGCUGAAGCUCCACGACUGGGAUGUCGACUUCGCCUGCUGGUGCACAUACAAGUACAUGAAUGCCGGUGCCGGUUCCAUCGCAGGUGCUUUCAUCCACGAGAAGCACGGCAACAACGACCACUACAAGGGACUGAAGGGCUGGUACGGCCACGACAAGUCAUCACGCUUCCUCAUGGACAACAAGUUCGUUCCUACACCCGGCGCGCAAGGUUUCCAAUGUUCAAACCCAUCGAUCGUCGACCUCACAUGCCUAGCUGGCUCGCUCAGCGUCUUCGAAAAGACUUCCAUGGCCGACCUACGGUCACGAUCCCUGCUCUUGACAGCAUAUGCUGAGCACCUGCUCUCUCAGAUCGCCGCACGUAACAUCAAGGACGGCGCUUUCCCCUUCCAAAUCAUCACACCCACAGAUCCUCGAUUCCGUGGCGCACAACUAAGUGUUCUGCUCCCAGAAGACGUUUUUGACGAUGCGAGCGCAGCGCUGGUAGAGGGUGGUGUUAUCUGCGACAAGAGGAAACCUGGUAUCAUUCGGGUUGCGCCUGUGCCAAUGUACAACACUUUCAACGAUGUUUGGAGGUUUAUGCAAAUCUUUGAGGAGGCGAUACGGCAGAAGGGACAAGGGCAGACGCAGGAGCCUCAGUCGCAAGGGGCGCCAGUUGAGGCGAGGUUGUAG
This is a messenger RNA of Alternaria arborescens, 1479 nucleotides long. RefSeq names its product Kynureninase 2. Gene Ontology annotation, molecular function: pyridoxal phosphate binding; kynureninase activity. The coding region runs from base 1 to 1479 and encodes 492 amino acids. Gene Ontology annotation, biological process: NAD+ biosynthetic process. Gene Ontology annotation, cellular component: cytoplasm. The record is from RefSeq and is a predicted model, not a curated record. NCBI's taxonomy places the organism in Eukaryota, Fungi, Ascomycota, Dothideomycetes, Pleosporales, Pleosporaceae. The transcript has a single exon.